Pneumocystis murina B123 is the source of this 807-nucleotide messenger RNA. RefSeq lists its product as hypothetical. Gene Ontology annotation, molecular function: NADH dehydrogenase (ubiquinone) activity. The record is from RefSeq and is a predicted model, not a curated record. Lineage: Eukaryota; Fungi; Ascomycota; Pneumocystomycetes; Pneumocystales; Pneumocystaceae. The coding region runs from base 1 to 807 and encodes 268 amino acids. The transcript has a single exon.
AUGUACCUUCAACGCUUUAAAUCAUCAUUUUCUUCCUUAAAAUGCUCGAACAUAUACUUAAGACAAGGAUUAUUAAGAUUUAAUUUCCAUACAAUAAAUUCUACAUUAUGGAUUUCGAAAGAAAUGGGAAACAAGAAUGAAGAAAAAAAAACUUUGGGACCAAAUAAAGAAACAAAAGAACGAUUAUAUAGUUAUGGAGGAUAUAUUAUGAGUUGUCUUCCAAAAUUUGUUCAGCAGUUUUCUGUAUGGAAGGAUGAAUUGGUUAUUUAUACAUCAAUUAAAGGAUUGCUUCCAAUUAUGUAUUUUUUACGUGAUCAUACAAGUUGUCAAUUUAAAAGUGUUAUGGAUAUUGCAGGAGUGGAUUAUCCUGAACGGGAAAACCGAUUUGAAAUUGUUUAUAAUAUGUUGAGCGUUCGAUAUAAUGCACGGAUUCGAGUAAAAGUUUAUGCAGAUGAAACAACUCACGUACCUAGUAUAGUUGAAUUAUUUCAGGGAGCUAAUUGGUAUGAACGAGAGGCGUAUGAUAUGUAUGGGAUUUUCUUUGUUAAUCAUCCUGAUCUUCGAAGAAUUUUGACGGAUUAUGGGUUUGAAGGUCAUCCACUUCGAAAGGAUUUUCCUUUAACAGGAUAUACGGAAAUUCGAUACGAUGAAGAUAAGAAAAGAAUAGUAGUUGAACCGCUUGAAAUGACACAAGCCUAUAGAGAUUUUAGUGGAGGAACAAGUGCAUGGGAUCAAGUUGGAGAUGGUGUAGAUGAUAGGCCAGAUAAAUUUAAAGUAUCAACUUCAAAAUCAGAAAAUUCCUCUUGA